Messenger RNA from Dermatophagoides farinae (American house dust mite), 635 nucleotides. RefSeq names its product modulator of smoothened protein. Gene Ontology annotation, cellular component: Golgi apparatus; ciliary membrane. Lineage: Eukaryota; Metazoa; Arthropoda; Arachnida; Sarcoptiformes; Pyroglyphidae. The record is from RefSeq and is a predicted model, not a curated record. Gene Ontology annotation, biological process: negative regulation of smoothened signaling pathway.
AUGAAUUCUGAUUUUUCGGGAAUAUUGCUUGUUUCAAAACGAAUUUAUUUCUCUAAUGAUGAUGUCCAGAAAAAAAUGGAUAUUCAAAAUUUCGAUAAUCAUACCAGUAUUUCGAUAAUUUUUUUCACCAUAGUUGAUUUUAUCGUUUUAUUUGCAUUGUUUUUACCGGAAUGGAUCGUAUCGCAUGUUGGUGGCGAUGUCCAAAUCGGUCUAUGGAAGAUUUGCAUUUUGAAUCAAAAGAGAAUACCCAAAUGUUUUUCAUUUUCACAACCAUUACCUUGGAAAUUGGCUAUCAUUUUCAUCAUUAUCGGUUGUUUUUUCAAUACAUUAGCUAUAAUAGUAUUUAUCAAAUCAUUCAAGAAUCCAUUGUUUCGACGUCAUGGAAGAUGGCUUGGACUGUUCACUUUGUUCUUUUUUAGUUUAGCGUCAUUGUUUAUACCGAUUGGAUUUUCUGUCGAGCAAAUCAAAGGUGAACUAUUCCAAUUACCGAGUUCAUUUUAUGCCGGACAAGCAUAUAUAUUGUUCAACAUGUCCAUUUGGAUAACAGCCAUAUCUGAAGUUUUCGCUGCACGGCUAUGUUUUUUUAACUUUUGACCUUCUCGUUAUCAACCACGCGAAUAAUGUGUUGCGUUACC